Molecule: messenger RNA, 1296 nt
Organism: Tilletiopsis washingtonensis
Lineage: Eukaryota; Fungi; Basidiomycota; Exobasidiomycetes; Entylomatales
Exons: 5
Coding region: 25-1140 (371 amino acids)
Molecular function (GO): protein binding
Source: RefSeq, a predicted model, not a curated record
AUCUCCUCAGGGCCCUCACACGCCAUGAGUCUGACUGCACAGUGGCUGCCGCUCGCCCUUGCCGGCGUGCAGGGCCUGGCGCCGCUCGCUGCACGCUCGAGUCAUGCGCUCGCCGUGCUCGGCGACAAGGCGUACAUCUUCGGAGGAGAGCUCAAGCCGCGCACGCCCAUCGGCGACGAGCUGCUUGUGCUCGAUCUCGCCGGCGCGGCGCCUCGCGUGCUCUCUCGCUCGUCGGCGCCAUGGCCGGCGCCACGCGUCGGCGCGACGCUCGUCUCCCAUCUGCCAUCUCGCUCGCUCUACCUCUGGGGCGGCCGCGGCGGCAAGGACAUGGCUCCGCUCGCCAUGCGUGCCGGUGCAUCGGCAGCGGCGCGCGAAGCAGGCGAGGAGGAUGUGUGGCAGUUCGACACGCGCAGCGAGCAGUGGCAGCUGCUAGCUACAGGCGAAGGCGCACCCAGUGGACGCAGCUAUCACGCAGCCACCGUCGCUGGCGACACGAUGUACAUCCACGCUGGGUGUCCGACAAAGGGCCGUCUUGAGACACUGCAUGCGCUCGACCUCAACUCGCUGCGCUGGAAGCAAUGUGCCGAUGCACCGGCGCCGGGCCGUGGAGGCACUGCCAUCGCGGCUGUGCGCUCGCCGGCGGGCGGCUCGGACGUCUUGCUGCGCUGGGGCGGCUUUGCCGGCUACGAGCUCGGCGGCCCGCUCGACGUCUACGACGUGCAGGCCAACGCCUGGACGUCGCACGCUGCACCACUCAACGAUGCCGACGGCGAGCCGCGCAAGCGCAGCGUGCACGGCUUUGUGCCGCUGCCUCCGGGCUUCUCGCGCUCGGCGGAGCAAGAUGCCAUUGCGCUGCUCUUCUUUGGCGAGGGCGAAGGCGCGCCUGCUGAGCUCGGACACGAUGGCGCCGGCAAGUUCCUCGACGAUGUCUUUGUGCUGCUGCGCUCGGCGUCGGGCACAUACGCCUUCCAAGCCGUGCAGACGGACGGCACGCUGCCGCAGGCACGCGGCUGGUUUGCUUCGGGUGUCGCCUCGGGAGCGCAGGGCAACACGUCCGUCGUGCUGCACGGCGGGCUCAACGAGCACAACGAGCGCCUUGCUGACGCCUGGAAGCUCGAGCUGCGAGCGUCUGGUGCCUGACAAGGGACUGGACUGCCGCACCGGCAAUGCAUCUGCAUCGGAAGGCUUGCAUUGGACUGCCGUGGCAUUCAUAGAGUCACGGAGCAGGGUCAGAGAGGAGAGGGCAUGUACAGGUCGCUGCGAGCUCUGCCGGUAGCCAGUUGAGCGCAGCUGGGG